This is a messenger RNA of Octopus sinensis (East Asian common octopus), 7255 nucleotides long. RefSeq lists its product as uncharacterized. The record is from RefSeq and is a predicted model, not a curated record. Bases 167 to 5974 code for a protein of 1935 amino acids. The transcript is spliced from 88 exons. Lineage: Eukaryota; Metazoa; Mollusca; Cephalopoda; Octopoda; Octopodidae.
GUAAACGAAGUAUUAUAUCAACAUAAACAAGGUGCGGGGAACGAAAUUUAAAACUGAAAGCGAAAUUUUAUCGUUGUAACUGCCAUUAACCGGUGUCAGCGAAGUACAGUUCCGCCAUUGAUUCCGUCAGCUUCAGUUGAGUGGAAGAAGCAAACACUGGAACAAGAUGGGGUUUAACAAAGCUCUGGUUGUUAAACGGUUCUCAAUAGACAAUUGGAUUGAUUAUGGUCGAGCUAAAUAUUAUUUGGAGAAAAACGAUUAUGAUAUUAAAGCUGCUACCGAACAAUUCAAUAAAGAACUUGUUCAGGAUGAGAAUGCAAAAGACUUGACUUUGUCCAGACACUUGAGAAUAGUCAAGCAUACAUCUAAAGAGUCUGAGGAACACAUUCUUAUGCCUGGGGAGUGCGUUUCUGUUGAAGGUGAUAAUGAAAUAAUCCUUUUAAAAGAAGGAGAUGAAGGGGAUGACAAGGAAAUGAAAAUGGACGCCUUAAUUGGAAAACUUCCAAGACUGGAUGUGGGCAAAGCUAAGUUCUUUUUGGAUAAAUGUAAUUGGAAUUUACAGGUUGCUCAAAACCUUGCUGAAUUAGAUAAUAUGGAGGUUUCUAAUGCAGCUGAGCAGAUGAAAAGAUAUCCCUCUCAGUAUAUUGAUAUUGUUGAUGACCAAGUUGUAUGCAGAUACUAUGAAGAUACUGGACCUGAACCAGAAUCACAACUUGAUCUGUUUUAUGUGUUACGAGAAAGAUAUCAUUUUACAAAUGGUGAAGCAGAAUAUGUUCUGAAGAAAGCAGAUUGGAAUUUUAUCGUUGCUCUUCAUUUAAGUGAUCUCUAUGUUGCCUACAAAACAUAUGGAGUGUAUCAUUAUGAGUUCAGGGAAAAGAUGGAAGAGUUUCUGAACAAUGUUUACAAGAUAUAUCGAGACAGUGAACCACUUAAAGAUAUAGUGGAAAGAAUGGAAGAGGAUUCUACAUUUGACCGAGAUAGGAUUGCUCAGAUAGAAUUCUGUAAGACCUACAAACUUUUCAAAGAAAAAGAAAGAACAUUCAAAGAUGAGGACAUUAAAAAGUCCUUCGAAUUAUCAAUAUACGCUGCAGCUAAAGUUGGUGAAGAGGUUCCAUUACCAAAAGGUCAUAAAAUAUUGCAAGGAGAAGAAAUAACUAAUGAUAUGAAAAUACUGGCAUUCACAUAUUGGACCAGUACUGAUGAGACGACGGCUAAGAGAAUUCUUGAUAAAGUCAAAUGGAAUAUGACAGAUGCAUUUAAAUUGGAUGAAUGCUUAAAAAACACUUGGAAACCUGGUCAUAAAACAAAAUUGCUAAAAUUAGCAAGAGAGUACUUUGGAGAUAUCGAGAAAUAUAGAAGUCUUCAAAAGAUGCUAGAGGACUCUCCAAAGAGUUUUGAAAAAGCUGAAACCGAGAUAUUAGUGGAGCGUUUUAAAGAUCUACCGGAGUAUGAAAAUUUUCUUAAUGAACUGUUCGGUCGUUCAUACAUUCCAAAAGCUGAAGUUUUGAAAACAGCAAAACAAUGUUUUAAAACACACCCCUCGGGUAUGUUUAAGUUUGAAAAAGAACUGAAAUGGUUUCCAGACUGGAUUGAUUUUGCAAAAGCUUUGGAACUAGCAGAAAAUUGCUUUUCAAAGGACUAUGAAGAUUUUUUGAACGAACUUCUCUAUCCUCCAUAUCUCGACACACAAAAAACUAAGAAACUAGCACAAGAAUAUUUUGAAAUGCACAAGGAUUAUAAAGCUUUUGAAAAGAAACUCAAUGAACAACCAGACAAUAUGUCAGCUGAAGACAUCAAGAAAGUUGCAGAGGAAUUCUUCAAAGGCCGUAAGGAUUUUCAAGGACUUUUGAAGGAACUACUUGAUCUUCCAUCUUUUGACAAAGAAAAAGCUAUUAAACUAGCAAGGAAACAUUUUCGAGAUUACACGGAAUAUGAACAUUUUAAGAGGGAAAUCAAGAAACAUCCAUACAGUAUUAAAAGCAUAGAUGCCAGGAAACUUGUGGAGGAAUCCUUCAAAGGCCGUGAGGAUUAUGACAUGUUUUUCAUUCAGCUGUUCAGUCCUCGAGAGGUACAGAAAGAAAGAACUAUGGAUGUGGCAAGAAAAUAUUAUGGAUAUACAAAAGAAUAUAAAAAGUUUGAAAAGGAUGUGAAUGAAUAUUGGAAACAAUUUGGACAAGAAGCGGCAAAGACGCUGGUAGAGAAACACUUUAAAAAGCAUGAGGGUUACAAAAAUCUUUGCACUGAACUGGACAAUAACCAAUAUGUUGACAAAGAAGAAGCUAAGGCUCUAGCAAGAAAACAUUGUGGAUAUACAAAAGAAUAUAAAGAAUUCAAAAAAGAAAUUGAUAACUAUGCCAAAGAUUUUGACGGUGAAGAUGUCAGGAGACUUGCAAGAAAACACUUCGAAGACUCUCAGGGUUGUGGAGAACUUUCAAAGGACCUGUACUGUCAUACACUUCUUGACAAAGAAGAAACUAAGGAUCUAGCAAGAAAACAUUGUGGAUAUACAACACAAUUUGAAGACUUUGUAAAAGAAGCAACGGAAGGUUUUAACCGCAUACAAGCCAAGAGAUAUGCGAAAAAAUACUUUCACGACUUUAAGGCUUACAGACCUCUCUUGACUGAUCUGGACAGUGAAGAUAUUGACAAAGACAGAGCUAAAAAUCUAGCAGAAAGUCAUUUUGGAAAUGACAAGGAAUAUAAAGAUUUUUUGAAGGAAGUGAAUGAUUAUCCAGAAGAUUUUGGACGCAAACACGCCAAGAAACUAGCAGAUGAAUACUUCAAAGGCCAAGAGGGUUACGAAGAUUUCUGCAUUGAACUGGACAAUAGAGAUAUUGACAAGGACAGAGCUAAAAUACUCGCAAAAAGACAUUUUUUUGAUAACCAGCAUUAUAAAGAGUAUCUCCGGGAUGUGGAUGGUCAUCUAGAAGGUUUUGGACUCAUGGAAACCAAGAAACUGGCUGUGAGAUACUUCAAAGGCUGUAAGGGUUAUGGAGUUCUUUUGAGAAACCUGAACAAUCGUACAAGUAUUGACAGAAAAGGAGCUAUAAAUCUAGCAGAAAAAUAUUGUGGAGAUAGCAAUGAAUAUGAAGAUUUUAGAAGGGUAGUCAGUGAAGGUUUUGGACUUGUCGAAGCCAAAAAACUAGCAGAGAAAUACUUCAAAGGCUGUGAGGGUUACGAAAAUCUCUUGAAAGUCCUGGACAGGGGAGAUAUUGACAAAGGAGUUGUUGAAAAUCGAGUAAAAGAACAUUUUGGAAGUAAUGAGAAGUAUGAAGAUUUUAAAAAGGAAAUGGCAGUUUAUCCAGAGAGUUUUGGAGUCGUACAAGCCAGGCACCUGGCAAAAAAAUACUUGGAAGGCCGUGAGGGUUAUGGAGAUCUUAGCCAGGAACUGAGAAUUGGAGUUAUUAGCAGAGAAAGAACUAUAUUUCUUGCAGAACAAUAUUGUGGAUAUACAAGAAAAUAUAGAGAGUUCGAACUGAAAAUUAAUAAGUAUACAAAGGAUAUUAGAAGUGAAGAUGCCAUGAAGCUGGUAGAGAAACACUUUAAAAAGCAUGAGGAAUAUGAAACAUUUUUGAAGGAAUUGUUUUGCCUUCCAAAUAUUGACAAAGAAAGAGCUAAAUUUCUGGCAAAAUUAUAUUUUGGAAGUUACCAGGUGUAUAAAUAUUUUGAAAAGGACGUGAACGAUUAUCCAAAAGCACUUGAUAGCAUAAAAGCCAGGAAACUUGCAGAAGAACACUUUAAAGAUUAUACGGGUUAUAGAGAGUUUUCAGACAAACUUUAUAGUCUUCCAAAAUAUCACAGAGAAGAUAAUGAUGCUAUUGUGAAUGAGUAUUUUGGCAAAACGAAGGAAUAUAGAGACUUUGCAGAGGAGAUACGUAACCUUCCAAACGGUAUUCUCAAAAGAGAAGCUAAGAAUGUAUCAGGAAAAAAUUUUAAAUGCAUGCAGGGCUUAGGAAAUUUUUGGACUGAACUGUGCCGUUUUCCAUAUAUUGAAAGAGAAAGAGCUAAGAAAUUAGCGAAAAAACAUUUUGGAAGUAACAAGUCAUAUGAAAAUUUCAAAAAGGAAAUGGACAGCCAUCCAUACUCUAUAAAAAGGAAAAGAGCCCUGGAGCUGGUAGAGCAACACUUUAAAGAGUAUGAGAAUUACAAACCUCUCUUGAAAGACCUGAACAGUGAAGAUAUUGACAAAGAAAGAGCUAAAUCUCUAGCUGAAAAAUAUUUUGGAAGUAGCACGAGAUAUAUACAUUUCGUGAACAAAGUGAACCGUUAUCCAGAAGAGUUUGGACGAGAACAGGCAAUGAAAUUUGCAGAAGAAUACUUCAAAGGCCCUGAGGAAUAUUACUUCUUGAAGAGCAAAAUUGAAGACUAUCCAGAAAUUAUUCGAAGUAAAGAGGUCAUAAAACUAGCACAAAGUUAUUUUGAAUACAACGAGGAAUACAAACAAUUUGUGAGGGACAUAGAAAAGCUCCCCAGCAUCAUUGAAAGACAAAAAUUUGAAAAAUUAAAUAUCAGUCAGUUGAUUCGCUGUCUUGGCAUUUGGACUGGUUUGGACUAUGGACGGCUAAUAUACGUCUAUAGAUCUGAAGAAAACAAAUUGCUUUGGCCUACAAUGAAAAAACUUGCAGUCAUCAGUUCAAAGCAUAAAGAGUUUAAACUGGAUAACUAUUUCCUGCAAAUAGAUUUAUUAAUCAAGGAAAUUGAGAAUAUCGUUGCUAAUAUUCCACGCUAUGCGACCAAAAAGCAUGAUGUGACUCGACUGAAGGGCAAAAAUAAUGUAACGAAUGACAUAACUGAAGGAACAAAUGAAACAAGAACAGAUGAAUUAGUUGAAAAUAGCUCAGGAGCUCAAUGUAUUCCUGUUGAUUUGGAUCUGAUACUUUAUAAAAACGGUGUCCUCUUCGAUGGUGGAAUGUUUAGAUAUGAUUGGCUGGUUAAUCUUAGAAAAGCCUUGAGAGGAGAGAGACCUUUCAAGCCACAAUAUAUGGAUAAAGAACUGAGAUAUAAUUUUCAAGAUCGCAUGGAUGAUAGAUGCCCUGUUGACAGAAUGCACUUUUAUCUUCGAAAUUUUUACACCAAAAUAUAUGAAGCGGAAGACAAAAGAGAAGCAAAAAAAGUAAAAGCAGCAGCAGUAGCAGCAAAAGCAGCAAAAGCAGCAGAAGAAGCGAAAAUAGAUGAAAUAAUAGCAGCAGCAGUAAAAGCAGCAGCAGAAGAAGCAGCAGCAGAAGCAGGAGCAGCAGCAGAAGAAGCAGCAGCAAAAGCAGCAGCUAGAGCAGCGAAAGCAGCAGAAGAAGCAGCAGAAGCAGCAAAAGAAGCAGCAAAAGAAGCAAAAGAAGCAGAAGAAGCAGUAGAAGAAGCAACAAAGACAGCAAAAGAAGCAGCAAAAGAAGCAGAAACAAAAUCAGCAGCAGAUGCAGUGGAAACAGCAAAAGCUGCAGUAAAAACAGCAACGGAAGCAAUAAAAGAUGCAAUAAAAGAAGAGGCAGAAACAGCAAAAAAAAACUCAAUAAAAUUAGUAGUAGAAGAAGCAGCAGCAGCAGCAGUAGCAGCAAGAGCAGCAGCAGAAGCAGCAGGAAAAGCAGAAGAAGCAGGAGCAAAAGCAGCAGCAGAAAAUACAACAGCAAAAGCAGCAGCAAAAGUAGCAGCAGCAAAAGCAGCAGAAGCAACAAAAGCAGCAGUAGAAGCAGUAGCAAAAUCAGCAGAAGCAACAAAAGUGGCACAAGAUAUACGCUCAGUAGUAGGAGAAAGAGCAGCAUCGAAAGCAGCAGAUAUCAUAGCAAAAAUAGCAGAAGCAGCAGAAGUAGCAGCAGAAGCAGCAGAAGCGGCAGCAAGAACAGCAGAAGCUGUAGUAGCAGCAGAAGCAGCAGCAAAAGCAGCAAAAGCAGCAGCAGAAGCAGCAGCAAAAGCAGCAACAAAAGCAGCAGCAGAAGCAGCAGCAAAAGCAGCAGAAGAAGAAGAGAUGGAAGUCGAUGCUUAAUUGCUGCAAGGUUUUUUUUUUUCUCAAUCCCACUUUUCUUCAAAGUGGAAUAACCUCUUAAAUCUCUUAAUUUUUUUAACAUUGUUUUUCUAUUAUAAUCAACAGAGUUUAUAUCAUAAUGAAUUAUUGAAAGACUAAUCUAUAGGAUUAUUAUACUCUUUCACUCAUUUCAGCCAUGUGGCUUCAGCCAUGCUGGAGCACCACAUUUUAGAAAGUAUCGUGUUGAAUCAAAAGCUUUGCAAUGUUUUAAUAACUUAUUUGCUAUUUUUCAUCAAGUUACAACAAAAUCAGCCUAACAUUCAAAGUAGAGGCUAUCACGCUGCACCAUCUGAAGUCACUUUUCUGCCAAUUCUUUGAUUCCAUGUUGAUACCAGUUCUUGUCUUUCAAGAUAAAGAAUUCCUUCAGUGAAGUUUCUUCCUACUUUUGGUUGAUGAAACAUUGCAACCACCAGGAGCCGUAGAGGGGAACAAGUAAUAAUCCGAGGGAGAUAGUUUUCUGUAACCCUGAGGGAGAUAGCUUAAACACACACUUAUAGCCCUCGUAUUCAACUAAAUAAAUCUUUCACUAACACAUCCUGGGUCUCCGUUAAUUUUUUUUGUGUAUAGCUUAACUAAAGCUAUACUAUAACGAUUAAAAUUCAGCAUAACUUAUUCUCUCGGUAUAUUUCUUUACCUGCUUUCAAGUCCAGUCUACCCCUUCAUUGUUAAUGGUUUGCAAGAUGCAUCACAGAGAUAAUAUCCUUACUCUUUUUUGUGGAUUAUUUUACACAAUAAAGUGAACAUUUUUAGCAGAACAUUCUAUGUUAAUAGAAGAAAGAUAGCAACGCUAAUUUUUAUGUUUUAUUUCUAUUAUAAAUUCAUUUUUAAAGUACCAUUUAUUUCUGAAAUGACAAAAAGAAAAGUUAAAUUCAGAAGUGUAUCAAAAUGAAAAAGACAUGUAUUCCAUUUCAUUAUAGAUAAUUAAGGUGAAAUCUAAUUAGGGUUAAGGCCAGUUCGCCCAACAUUCUCUGAACAACAUAAUUAGAAGGGUCCUUGACAUGACUGGAGCUGAGUCUUAACUGUGGGAAUGAUAAAACACUCCAGCAGAAUAAGCCUCUUUCCAUACAAGGGAGUCAGACAUCUAAUCUGGGACACGACAUGCUGCAACAAGUUCUUCACCUCCAGUCUUUCUGCAUCAGCUGUAAACUCACCUGUAAUGCAGAGGAGAGAAAAGUAAACAAAUAUAAGAGUCUGGCCAGCUGCUAUCAGUCUGUGCUGCUUUGCUGUCAACAUCUUGAGUGU